Molecule: messenger RNA, 1537 nt
Organism: Tympanuchus pallidicinctus (lesser prairie-chicken)
Lineage: Eukaryota; Metazoa; Chordata; Aves; Galliformes; Phasianidae
Product: alpha-aspartyl dipeptidase-like
Exons: 8
Coding region: 31-777 (248 amino acids)
Biological process (GO): proteolysis
Molecular function (GO): serine-type peptidase activity
Source: RefSeq, a predicted model, not a curated record
CGGGGCAGGAAGGGGCGGGCCGGGCCGCGAAUGCGGGCGGGCAUGGGCUGCCCACGGCGCCUGCUGCUGGUCUCCAACUCCACCCUGCACGGAGGGGGGUACCUGGGCCACUGCCAGCAGCACAUCCAGAGCUUCUUCGGGGAGAAGGUGAAGCGGGUGCUCUUCGUGCCCUACGCGCUGCACGACCGGGACGCCUACGCCCGCACCGCCAGGGAGAAGUUCGCGAGUUUGGGUUAUGAGCUGGACAGCAUUCAUGAAUCUUGUGAUCCAGUGGAAGCUGUAAGAAAAUCUGAAGCAAUAUUCAUUGGAGGUGGCAAUACAUUCCGUCUCUUGAAAGCUCUCUAUGACAACAGACUGAUACAAGAGAUCAGGAAACGAGUUCUUGAGGAUGGGAUUCCUUACAUGGGAUCCAGUGCAGGAACUAACGUUGCUACUGUCAGCAUCAACACUACCAAUGACAUGCCAAUUGUUUAUCCACCUUCCCUGCAAGCCCUAGGUUUAGUUCCUUUUAACAUUAACCCUCACUACCUGGAUCCAGAUGUUAAAAGCACUCACAUGGGCGAAACAAGAGAGGAAAGAAUUCGCCAAUAUCAUGAAGAACCAAACACCCCUCCAGUUCUGGGCUUGCGGGAAGGUGCAAUGCUGCUUGUGGAAGGAGACAAAGCCACCUUGCAAGGAGUGACAGGAGCAAGGCUUUUUUUGAGAGGUAAGAAACCAACUGAACAUGAGCCUGGAACAGAUUUCAGUUUCUUGCUGAUUGACAGCAAUUUCCAGUAGCCUUGCAUAUUCUACAGCAAAAGUCAGCACGUGAAGAAUGGAAGAAAUGCUUGCAGUACAAGAGUGGGUAGACAGCCUUAACUUUAUAAAUAAAACUAAAUAUGCAUUACUAGGCUCUUCUUUGCCACCCUGCUCACUUCUUAGACAAUCUCUCCUUCCCAGCAAAGACAUGCUUUAUUGAAAUGCUUGAAUAAGAAUAGUACUCUUACUCUGAAAAGUUCUGUAUGUUCACAUCUCCACUUUGAUUCCUCUCUCAAAGAAAGUUACCUUAACACAAUUAAGAGUCAGCUCUUUCUUCUGCCUUGUUUUACCUGUGUAAUAAAGCAAUUGUUCAUUUAGUGUCCUCUUACAGCAUUAGCUUCAUUUUUGCAGAAUUAAUAAAGUGAGAACUUUUGCAUUCAGUUAUUUUUAUUGGCAUCAUACUCAUUUUAAAUAUAUACAGUGCUAAUUAUGUACAAAAUUGUGCAUGUUAAAAAUUGUUAGGUUACAAACUCACAAAUCCUAGAAAAGUGCAAAAUUUUAAAACAUCUUCCACCAUGCUGUACAGAAAAAAAAUUCCAUCAUUAGCUAAUAUACACACUCUCAAAACAUAUUGAUCAAACCGAAAUAAGACAUACAGUAUACACUUAAAGCACCCAGAAGGGAAAGAGAUAUUGCACAGAAGACUAACAGCAAGUUUGUUACAGUGCCUGAAGGCUCAUUUUCAAAAGUACAUACUUAAUACUCCUCAGACCUAACAGUUAACUUUUUUUUUUUUUUU